This is a messenger RNA of Salvelinus namaycush (lake trout), 2325 nucleotides long. RefSeq names its product solute carrier family 26 member 9-like. The record is from RefSeq and is a predicted model, not a curated record. Gene Ontology annotation, biological process: transmembrane transport. Gene Ontology annotation, molecular function: sulfate transmembrane transporter activity; bicarbonate transmembrane transporter activity; oxalate transmembrane transporter activity. The coding region runs from base 76 to 2325 and encodes 749 amino acids. Lineage: Eukaryota; Metazoa; Chordata; Actinopteri; Salmoniformes; Salmonidae. Gene Ontology annotation, cellular component: membrane. The transcript has 18 exons.
CACACCUCAGUGCAGCUGCAUGGAUACUAGCGUCAAUUCUUGGCCUGUCUAACUCUCCUCUGAUUGGCUGAAGCCAUGCAACAAGAGCGCCCACGCUAUGUGAUCAACAGGCCAGCCUACUCCCUCCCAGACUUUGAUGGGGAGUUUGACAAGAAGAAACGGGCCUUCCCCAUAGGAGAGAAAGUGAAGAAAUGCUUCAGGUGCUCUGGGUCUCGACUCAAGUCCCUGCUGUUCAGACACCUGCCUAUCCUGAGCUGGCUGCCCAAGUACAAGGUGAAGGAGAACCUGCUGUGUGAUGUCAUUAGCGGGGUCAGCGCAGGCACCAUUCAGGUUCCUCAGGGCAUGGCGUUUGCUCUGCUGGCUAACCUGCCGCCUGUCAAUGGCCUCUACUCCUCCUUCUUUCCUCUCAUCCCCUACUUCUUCAUGGGCACUGCUCACCAAAUGGUCCCAGGUACUUUUGCUGUGCUCAGUAUCAUGGUGGGAAUGGUGUGUCUGAGUCUGGCCCCUGAGUCUGACUUCAGCCACUUCAAUGCCACCCUCAAUGCUACACUAGUGGAUGAGGACAGGAUGAACGAGGUUCGACUGGGCAUCUCUGGAACAUUGGCCUGUCUCACUGCCAUCAUCCAGAUGGGCCUGGGCCUAAUGCAGUUUGGCUUCGUGGCCAUCUACUUGUCUGAGUCGUUCGUCAGGGGCUUCAUGACGGCUGCAGGACUGCAGAUCCUCAUCUCUGUACUGAAGUACAUCUUUGGUAUUAAAGUACCUCCCUACAGUGGACCACUUGCCACCAUAUAUACUCUAAAAGAUAUCUUUUAUGGCCUGCCUGACACCAACAUAGCCUCGCUGGUCUUUGCUUUGGUCAGUAGUGUGGUACUCAUAACAGUGAAGGAGCUGAGUGCACACUACCGUCACAAACUGCCUUUCCCCAUCCCCAUGGAGAUCAUUGUUGUGGUAGUGGCCACAGCCAUAUCAGGUCCCCUGGACCUGCCUGAGAAGUAUCACAUGGACAUAGUGGGAGAGAUUCCCCUAGGAUUUCCUGCUCCGAUCCUCCCAACAGUGAUUCAGUGGGAUGACAUGCUGAGCACAGCCUUCUCCCUGGCUAUCGUGGGCUAUGUGAUCAACCUGGCUAUGGGCAGGACACUGGCAGCAAAGCAUGGCUACGAUGUGGAUCCCAAUCAGGAGAUGUUGGCUCUGGGCUGCAGUAACUUCUUGGGGUCUUUCUUCAAGAUCCAUGUGAUCUGCUGUGCUCUGUCUGUCACCUUGGCGGUAGACAAUGCUGGGGGAACAUCACAGUUUGCCAGUCUGUGUGUGAUGCUGGUGGUCAUGGUCACCAUGUUGGCCUUGGGGGCUUUCCUCAACCCACUACCAAAGUCUGUGCUGGGAGCCCUGAUAGCUAUCAACCUGAAGAACACUCUGCUGCAACUCUCUGACCCAUAUUACAUCUGGAAGAAGAGCAAACUGGACUGUUGUGUGUGGAUUGUGUCAUUUUUAGCCACCUUCUUCCUGAGUUUGCCUUAUGGAGUUGCCAUUGGAGUCAGCUUCUCCGUCCUCGUGGUUAUUUUCCAGACCCAGUUUCGAAAUGGUUCAGAGAUGGCUCAGAUCAUGGACACAGAUCUCUACAAAAAUCCCAAGAUUUACAGCAAGGUGAAAUGUGUAGAGGGGGUGAAAAUAGUGAACUACUGCUCCCCUCUCUAUUUUGCCAAUGCAGAGAUAUUCAGACAAAAAGUCAUCAAAAAGACUGGAUUGGACCCAAGUAAACUUCUCUUAGCCAGGAAGAAGUUUCUGAAGAAGCAGCAGAAGGAGUUAGAAGGGCAAAACAAGAAGACCAAGAAGAAGAAGCCCUGCUCUUUGGUAACCAUGAAGUCUCAGACCAUAUCACAGAUAGAGCUUCAGAAUGACUUUGACAUUGGCGACAGCAAUCCUUACCCGCCACCAUCACCCACCAGCUAUGUCAACUUCCACUGUAGUGACAUUGAGCUGGGCGAGCAGCCUCCUGACCCAGACCAACCAAGUUCCUCCCCAGUUACCCUGGACUCUCAACCCAGGCCCUUCCACACCCUCAUCCUGGACCUGGCAGGGGUCUGCUUCAUAGACCUCAUGGGAAUCAAAGUACUCAUCAAGAUGAACUCAAGUUAUGAGAUGCUGGGGAUCAAGCUUUACUUGGCCAAUGUUCAAGCACAGGUGUAUGAGGAGCUGGAGGGGGGAGGGGUGUUUGAGGAGGGCAAUAUCGCCCAAGGUCACCUCUUCCUCUCUGUCCAUGACGCCAUCCUCUGUGCCCAACAGAGGUCAAGAAACACCGAAAACUCAGAAAAGGCAGGUCCCACUUAA